AUGUCCAAUCCCGAAACCCUGUUAAGAGCAGCAAUUCUUGUAGUUUCUACGACAGCAUCGAAAGACCCUUCAACGGAUACGUCUAGCAAGAUACUGGCCGAAGUCUUUGACAAAGAGGGUGCGGGGAAAUGGGAGCUUGUUGAUACAAAGAUUGUAGGGGAUGAGGUAUUGGAUAUUCAAAGGAGCAUCACGGCUUGGACGGAUCGGGAUGAUGCCGUUAAUUUGAUUGUAUCAACAGGUGGGACCGGGUUUGCGGUUCAUGAUAGCACCCCAGAGGCUGUUGCUCCUCUUUUGCAUAAACAUGCACCUGGGCUGGUCCAUGGCAUGCUGACUGCUUCUUUAGCUGUCACUCCUUUUGCCAUGAUGUCGCGGCCAGUGGCUGGAGUACGAAACAAGACGAUCAUUAUUACUCUUCCUGGCUCUCCCAAAGGAGCCAAAGAGAAUCUUCAAUCCGUGCUAAAGCUGCUCCCUCAUGCUUGCCUUCAGGCAGCCGGGGCAGACUCAAGAAGUCUACAUGCCGGGGGCGUCAAGCAGCUAGAGAAACAGGCAGGGGUUGCCGCUCCGUCAAGCCAACACACGCAUUCCCAUGGCCAUUCUCAUGGACACUCCCAUGGACACUCCCAUGGGCAUGGUCACAGCCACCAUGGGCAUGCGAUGCCUGUCAGACAUACAAAUCCUGACGAGAAUCCCCGUUCCAAUGACCCGAGCUUAGGACCAUCUCGACGGAAUCGCUCCUCCCCGUACCCGAUGCUGUCAGUUGAUGAAGCUCUCAAGCUUAUCAAAGAGCACACUCCACCGCCGCUCGUGGUACAGGUCAAGGUCGAUGGGGCGCUGGUAGGCUCUGUCCUUGCUGAUGAUGUUACAGCCACAGAAGCAGUACCGGCAUAUCGAGCGAGCAUCGUGGACGGCUAUGCUGUUAUUGCUCCAGAAGGUAGCAGUUCAAGCAAGGGCACGUUUCCCGUUGUCUCGAUAUCUCACGCUACACCCGGGGAAAUUCCCCCAUUAAAAGCUGGGCAAAUUACGCGUAUUACCACCGGAGCACCUCUUCCUCCUGGGGCUACUUCAGUUGUCAUGGUCGAGGAUACGGUCUUGAAAACCAUGACUGAAGACGGCCAGGAAGAAAAAGAUGUGGAGAUAUUAGCGGGAAAUGUCAAGCCAGGAGAGAAUGUCCGAGAAGUCGGGAGCGAUACCAGACAAGGCGAAAUUAUCUUAAGAAAAGGGGAAGAGAUCUCUGCUACAGGCGGAGAAUUGGGCCUUCUGGCAUCUGUUGGCAGAGCCGAAGUAUCUAUCUAUAGAAAACCCAUCAUCGGUGUAUUAUCUACCGGUGAUGAGAUCGUGGAGCACAACCGACCGGGUGACCUGCGACUUGGAGAAGUUCGCGACUGCAACCGGCCAACUAUCAUGUCCGUCGUACGAGGCUGGGGCUACGAAGUAAUCGAUCUCGGAAUCGCGCGAGAUAAGCCUGGAGCUCUAGAAGGGACCCUCCGUGAUGCCCUUCGCAAGGUCGACCUAAUAGUCACCUCAGGCGGGGUGUCCAUGGGCGAACUCGACCUGCUAAAACCAACCAUCGAGCGCUCACUCGGCGGAACCAUCCAUUUUGGCCGUGUCUCGAUGAAGCCCGGAAAACCCACAACAUUCGCAACUGUGCCGGUAAAGAACAAUGCCGGAGAACGGGUCGAGAAGGUCAUCUUCUCUCUGCCGGGAAAUCCCGUCUCAGCCAUCGUGACACUCCAUCUCUUUGUUCUACCUUCUCUACAUCGCCUCUCCGGCGUUUCUCCAGCUGGCUUGCCGAAAAUACUGGUUACGCUGGAUCAUGGUUUCCGCCUUGAUCCGCAAAGAGCUGAGUAUCAUCGGGCUGUUGUCACAAUGGAUAAAAAUGGGGUUUUGCAUGCAUCUAGUACGGGCGGGCAACGAAGCUCGAGGGUAGGUAGUUUGAAAAGCGCUAAUGCAUUGGUGUGCUUGCCUGCUGGGGAGGGCACUUUAGCCCAGGGGACGAAGAUUGAAGCGUUGUUGAUGGGAAGGGUGAGGAGUGAUCUUGAUGAUUUGUAG
Molecule: messenger RNA, 2049 nt
Organism: Venustampulla echinocandica
Lineage: Eukaryota; Fungi; Ascomycota; Leotiomycetes; Helotiales; Pleuroascaceae
Exons: 3
Coding region: 1-2049 (682 amino acids)
Biological process (GO): molybdenum incorporation into molybdenum-molybdopterin complex; Mo-molybdopterin cofactor biosynthetic process
Cellular component (GO): cytosol; cytoplasm
Molecular function (GO): molybdopterin molybdotransferase activity
Source: RefSeq, a predicted model, not a curated record